AAUUAAUGUCAUGGAAGCAAGCGAAAGAAAAAUUGGCUACUCUUUUCACUAAUGAAGAUGAACGCGGAAAAAUCAAAGGUCUUCUUUUGAAUAAACCACUAGAAGAACGGUUAGAAUAUUUUGAGGGUGAAGAUAAAGAGAUAGUUGCUUCUCUUAAAAUGCUUUUACAAGACUUUUUAGAGCAACUUAGCAAAAAAAUAGCUGAAAAAUUAUGCAAACAAAAACAAACAACUGAAUACAAACCAGCAUCAGCAGCA
This is a messenger RNA of Entrophospora sp. SA101, 257 nucleotides long. The record is from the annotation of a GenBank genome assembly. Lineage: Eukaryota; Fungi; Glomeromycota; Glomeromycetes; Entrophosporales; Entrophosporaceae.